CUUCUCCUUCUCGGAACUGAGACAAGGGUUUAAGGAUUUCGAAAGGUCAAAACUUUGAGCGAAAGAUCACCCUUUUCCUCUCUGAAACUCGUCUACAAUGGCGGAAGAGACGGUGAGGAUUCGUCUGGUCUUUGAGAAUCAACGGAUUUUGAGCAAACACCAGAAGAAGCAAGGGCUAAAGAGGAGCUGGGCUGUUCUGAAUCCUAAACAUCAUCGAACAGUUUCAGAGUUUUCUAAUCAUAUCCUCUACACAUUUAGCCUCUUCGAAGCUUGUCCUCAUGGCCUCUCUCUAUAUAUGGAUGGGUUCGUUUUGCCGCCGUUCGAGUCGAGCUGUGUGUUAAAGGAUAAAGAUAUCGUUUGUGUUAAGAGAAAGAAGGAACCUUUGUUGGAGAUUGUUGAGGAAGACAGUGACGAGAAUGUUUGUGCUGCGAUUGAGAUUGAAGAGAGGGCUCGGAUAUGUCCUGAUGCAGUGCUUAUUGGGAAUGAGGAAACUGGAGGAUAUGAAAGUGAGUAUGAGGAAGAGGAAGAGAUUGUGCCGGAGAAGAAGACUUCAAAGAAACGUAAAUCUUCGAGCAAAAGCCUAACUUCUAAGAGGAAGAAGUGUAAGUUAGCUACUACUGAAGAAACUCCACUGGAAAGAGAAGACGCAGCUGUUGUGAACAAGAGCAAUGAUGUAAAGAAGAAGAAGAGGAAAACAUUGGAUGUACAGAGAGAUGAAAAUGAUGAAGAGAAUGAUGCUAACGCCACCAUGACCAAGUCAAAGAAGUCCUCGCUUCAAGAAGAGAGCAAUGAGCCUGACGAGCUGUGCAACAUGUCUGCUGAAACUAAAAAGACACCUAGUAGAAGUGCUCGGCGUAAAAAGGCUAAACGGCAAUGGUUGAGAGAAAAGACAAAACAAGAGAAGGAAGAGCUUCAACAGAACCAGAUGCAGAUGGUUGUAGCACCCAGCAAAAAGCCAGCUAUCACUAUAGACCACCAAGAAACCGAGGAAAAUCACUCUGAAGCUCUCGAAAAGCAGCAGCCAGAUGAACAAGUUGAUGGCGUCAGGGAUGAAGUAGUGGUUCCUGUUGAAGUGAGGCCAGGCCACAUUCGUUUCAAGCCACUCGAUGAAUCAGAUGAAGCUUUCCCUGAAACUGAACCUCCUGCGGAAAGUUUCUUGUGGAACGGGAACAUGACGAAGAAGAAAGGCCAAAAAUGGGGUACUGAGAAGACAGGAUUUUCCAAACGAUAUGCUUGGGAUUUGAAUGAUACUUAUCAUCAGACACAGCCCGCUGAGGCAGAGACACUUGCUAACGGUCAGAUCGACUAUGAACAGCUUGUGGCUUACACUGGCUCAGUAAAGAAAGGAGAUAUUAUUGCAUACCGCCUCAUUGAGCUAACAUCAUCUUGGACUCCUGAAGUUUCCUCCUUCCGAGUUGGAAAGAUAAGCUACUAUGAUCCGGUCUCCAAGAUGGUGACGUUAAUGCCUGUUCAAGGAUAUCCAAUUGAGAAGAAGAUAGAAGAGGACGACGAUUCAUCGAUGCAAGCUGACACAUCUCUUUAUAACGAAGAUGGAUCCUUAGAGGUUGAGUUCUCUUCUCUGCUUGAUGUCCGCAGCGUCAAAACUAGCAGCUCAGACGUGGUGGAAGUCGCCACCAAGCCUGACCAAGCAGCUACGAAUCUAAAGCUGAGCACAAACAGCAACGGUUUGCAAACCACUGUGAAAGAGAAUGGAAAAGGGAACCCUUGGGAAGAGCUAAGUGAAGCUGUAAGUGCGAAAAAGGCAAAACUGUCUGAAGCCAACAAUGGGUGGAACAAGAAAGGGAAGAGUUCAAGUGGAGGCUCGUGGAGGCGAGGUGGCGGAAUUGGUCCUCUCAUGAACUAUCUAAGAUCUCAGAAAGAAAUAUGAGCAAUUAGAUCAUCACAUCCUGAUGUUUAUCAUCUUCUUCUUUUCGAUCAUUUUGGAUUUGCAAAACUCAAGUCAAAAGAAGAGAACCCAUUUUGUUUUGAUGCUGUGUAUGCAUAGCUGAGUUUUUGUUAGGGAAAAGGACCUUUGAUGUCUCUGUAUUCA
Molecule: messenger RNA, 2050 nt
Organism: Brassica rapa (field mustard)
Lineage: Eukaryota; Viridiplantae; Streptophyta; Magnoliopsida; Brassicales; Brassicaceae
Product: coilin
Biological process (GO): spliceosomal snRNP assembly
Cellular component (GO): Cajal body
Molecular function (GO): U2 snRNA binding; U1 snRNA binding
Source: RefSeq, a predicted model, not a curated record